AGUAUCAGCCAUAGUAUGUAGAACAGUGCAGUGGGAUCUUCAAAAGUUUUUGCAGACAUGGCAAGUGAGCAGUGUAGCUUCAACCAGAGAUGGUCCUUAAAGGGGAUGACAGCUUUGGUGUCUGGCGGCACCAGAGGCAUUGGGGCUGCCAUAGUGGAGGAGCUGGCUGGGUUCGGGGCGGAGGUUUAUACCUGCUCUCGGAAUCAGGAAGAGCUGGACCAGAAAGUGCAAGAAUGGCAGGCUAAAGGCUUCAAAGUUUCCGGUUCAGUCUGCGACUUAGCCUCAAGAGAACAAAGAAAACACCUCAUUCAUACUGUAUCUUCCCUCUUCAAUGGCAAGCUCAAUAUCCUUGUGAACAACGCUGCAAUUAGUAAGAUGGGGAAAUCAAGUGAUUAUGAGGCAGAAGAGUUUUCACGAAUAAUUGAAGCAAAUGUGGAGUCACCCUACCACCUGACGCAACUCGCAUACCCUCUCCUCAAAACCACUGGAAACGCCAGCGUCGUCUUCAUUUCCUCUCUUGCAGGCCACGUUGCAUUGCCUGCAUUUUCCGUUUAUGGAUCCUCCAAAGCUGCUAUUAAUCAGCUUACGAAGAAUUUGGCAUGCGAAUGGGGAAAUGAUGGCAUCAGAGUCAAUGCUGUUUCCCCAUUCAGCGUACGGACUGCACCCAUAAAACUCGAGGAAAUUGAUCCAUCAAUAGUGAAAAUUUAUCCUGAAAUUAUGAUGAGAACUGCACUGAAGCCAAUGGCAGAAGCUAAUGAGAUAUCUCCAUUGGUAGCAUUCCUUUGUCUUCCUGCAGCUGCUUCACACGUCACUGGUCAGGUUAUCCUCAUCGAUGGAGGCUACACAGCUGGAGGCUUCCACUUCUAAAUUUUUUUAGCACUAACACAAUCACUUAUUUCACUAUAUGUACUCAUCCGGUCCAAUGGCACAAUUAUGCUCUUGAAUUUAAAUAGAGUUAAUUUCACCGGAGGUCCAUUGUUUUUUGUGGCGAUUUUAAAUUUAGUCCCAGACUAUUGUUUUUGUCAUUUAACACUUUCAUUUUUUGGACACUUUUGGUCCUUUUGAUGAUUUUUUUUUUAUAAAAUCCUAUUUUUAGCAA
Molecule: messenger RNA, 1099 nt
Organism: Ipomoea triloba (trilobed morning glory)
Lineage: Eukaryota; Viridiplantae; Streptophyta; Magnoliopsida; Solanales; Convolvulaceae
Product: tropinone reductase homolog
Exons: 5
Coding region: 58-867 (269 amino acids)
Molecular function (GO): oxidoreductase activity
Source: RefSeq, a predicted model, not a curated record